This is a messenger RNA of Dendroctonus ponderosae (mountain pine beetle), 3159 nucleotides long. Its product is annotated as histone-lysine N-methyltransferase PRDM9. Gene Ontology annotation, molecular function: DNA-binding transcription factor activity, RNA polymerase II-specific; RNA polymerase II cis-regulatory region sequence-specific DNA binding; protein binding. The record is from RefSeq and is a predicted model, not a curated record. The coding region runs from base 183 to 2765 and encodes 860 amino acids. NCBI's taxonomy places the organism in Eukaryota, Metazoa, Arthropoda, Insecta, Coleoptera, Curculionidae. Gene Ontology annotation, biological process: regulation of DNA-templated transcription. The transcript has 12 exons.
CUUGACAGUGACAUCUAAAGAAUUGUUUAUUUAUUUAAACAUCCUGGUUAAAUCAGUAAACAAUAAAAUGGGAAACAUUUAAUCAACUGUAGCAACCAAACAUGCGACUAGAAAGCUUUGGGAUGAAAGGUUCCUAGUUUGCAUUUAACAGCUCUACAUUGAUCUGUUCUGAAAACAUCAAGAUGAUUAUUAUGGAAGAUAAUCGAUCAAUGACGUUCCACUGCUCGGAAUUGUCGUCCACAAUGUUCCACAAGCUCUAUGAGCAAAAGAGAAUGAACAGAUUUUGUGAUGUAACCCUGUAUGUAAAUAACAAAAUUCUGAAGGCCCAUCGCAACGUUUUAGCUUGUAGUUCACCUUAUUUCGAUUCCAUUUUAAAGCAUCAUAAAGUAGUUAAAGAACAGCUUACUGUAAACUGUUUAGAUAGCGAAAUAUUUAAUCAUGUUUUAAGCUUUAUGUAUACAGGAGAAAUUACCGUAAAACACUCCAAUGUAGAGGAACUCCUUAAACUCGCAGACCAUUUUAUAUUAACCAAAGUAAUUGAGUACUGUAUAGAAUUUCUAGGGACUAAAUUAAGCUUAGAUAAUUGUCUGUUUACCUAUUUUUUAACUCAGAGGUUCAAGCUGAAGCAUUUAGGAAAUAUUGUUGAAAAUUGGAUAGGUAGUCAUAUAGAUAAUAUUUGCGAAGGAGACGAAAUUGGCCGGCUCAGUUCUAAGGAGCUACAGGACUUUUUUAGAAACAAGAACUUUAUUCUAACAACCCAGAAAGCCCUAACAGUUCUCUCAAAAUGGGUCCUGUUGGACCUAGAUAGGAGAGAAAAAUACUUUGAUAAGCUCGUUAGAUGUUUCUAUACUAACAAUCUAGAACCGGCUGAGGUUUUCAAGCAUCUAGACACGAGUAUUCUGUAUAGCAAAAGUGAGAUUUGUUUGUUCAGGUUUUUAGAUUAUUUAGCGCAGAAUAGUUGGACGUUAUCCAGCUUUAAAACGCGAUACGAAGUGUUGCAAGCAAAAUACGGACAAUUGAUACUUAGUGACUCGAAAAGUCAGGACCAAGAAAACAUUCGACCAGAGAAAAUAGUGAUUACUGAACGGAUGGAUAAUAAUUCGUCUCAGAAUGUGUUGAACUCAGUGAAAGUGAAAGCUAAAUUAAGAGACCAAAAAAGACUGAUUUUGAAAAAGUUGAUGCUGUUUGGUUUAAAACCGAGCUUGAGGAUGGCGGCCCUGAAAAUGCUCACUUGCAGAAAACAACGAAUUUCUCUUAGCGAAAAUGAGAAGGAAGAGACUGAAGGCAAUGAAGACAACGAUGAAAAAGUGGGCAUCAAAUGCCCGAUAUGUUUUGCCACCAUCAAUGAUAGUUUACUGCUGGAGCAACAUCUCGCAUUAAGUCACGCAAAGGAUGUAACUUACAAAUGCGGGAUUUGUUCGUUUGUUUGCCAGUAUCAUGGGGAUUAUUUGAACCACAUGAAAACGCACUUUAACGGACCACCAUUCAAAUGCGACUAUUGCGAGUACAAUACGGAUCAAAUUUCAAAACUGAUUACCCAUAGAGCUCAACAUUUAGAUGAAUCCAUCUAUCAGUGCACCUUCUGUUCCUUUAAGUGCCGCCAAAAGCACAACUAUGUCUCCCACAUGAAAAUCCACACUCCAGAAAAAACCUACAAAUGUGAGCAUUGCUUCAAAUCCUUCAGAUACAAACAGAACCUGGAAGCGCAUCUUCUCACGCACUCAAAUGAAAAGAAUUUGACUUGUGAUUCGUGCGGAUUCCAUACCAAAUUUCUUAGCCAUAUGGUGGCGCACAAACGAAUCCAUUCAGGUGAAGUGUUCCGGUGUUCAUAUCCGCACUGUAAAUACACUUCAUCAAAGAAGAAUCAGUUGGCAAUCCACUCCAAAACGCAUAAUGGAGGUACGAAUGUUGGAGGGGCUCGGCCGCAUGCCUGCUCAGUAUGUGGACGAGGAUUUAUGGAGAAGUCUCACCUUGUACGACAUGAGAGGAUACAUUUGGAGGAAAAGCCUUUUAAGUGUUCGAGCUGCGAUUAUGCCAGUUCGAGAAGAGAUAAGCUAAAGGAGCACUUCACUAGACACCAUGGGGAGAAUGCCUCAGCUAAGGUCCCUUACAAAGCGAGGCCCUUGAGAAAUGGAACUGCUUCAUCGUCAACUUCUUCUGGGAGGUCCAAGUCCCAGAACAAUCAGGAUAACUCUCCAGUCUCAACUUCGGCCAACACAACAAACCUUAGCAACUCGGUCAAUUUUACUCAAAGCAGUAGCACAGCAACUAAUGCGAGCAAUGUGAGUCAAUCAAUUGCCGGUCCAGAAAUUCAGGAGCUAAUUAUGCACCAUCAGAAUCAUACUACGCCCACGGCAGCUAUCAAUGCUGCAGCUUAUCCCCAUCAUUUCGCCGAUCAUGCUGCAGAGUUUCAUCACGCCCAUACCCAUGCCCACAACAUUCACAAUCAGCUGCUGGCCACUUCAGCAGCCGCAGCGGUUGCUAGUCAUUCGCAAAGAUCAGCUGCAUCAAAUGGCAGCCACAACAACGGCCACGUGAUGCUGUCUAGAUCAAAUCAUUCUACAGCUACAUCUACAGCCGCUGCUGUUGCAGCUGCAAUGAUGCUAGAUCCCAGAUUUCAUCAUAAUACUACGGUACCAUAUCAUCCCUCAACCACCCCUGUUUCGAUGGCAAUGGCUGCCGUUCAAUCUUCGCAACAAAUUCAAGCGUCCGGCCAGGGCGCUGAAUAUCCGCCUCCUUUACAAAACUGCAUGACAUUAUUCUAAAAUAAGUUCGCUAUUCCACAUUAGUGAUUUUCUUGGCUUGUACUGACUGUACACGUAUUAAUCCAUAGGUAUUUUGCUUUCGAUUGGAAGAGGCAAAUGUGUGGAUAUAUCCAAAAAUCGAUGAGCAGGGCGUUCUUGAAAUGCUGAUCUGAUGAAACAUUCGCAGCUCUAGAGCCACAUAAUUGAAUAAAACUUACUUAAAUUCGUUUUUAAACGCAAGCUAGUCGACAAUGGCAUCUAUAUGAUUCUGGUCCAGUGAGUCGCCAUUGAAAAUUGCGCAAAAAUAUAGUUUGUCCAAGUUUAAAUUAAUUUCAAGUACACCCUCUCAACAUACACUCGCAAAUUAUGUAAUUUUCGGUAUGUAAAGUGUAAUGAAAUAAAAAUAGGAUUUAGA